CUCUUUACGUUCCUCUUCGUCUCCGGUGCUCAACCUUGCUCUCCACUACGAACAAGACCCGAGCCAUACAUUACUGUCAAGCCCUCUUUUGCCUCGAACUAAAGAUUUAUUUUUUCUUUUGAAUUCGAUUUGUUUAUCUGGGUUCAUCUGAUCGGUAAUUGAAUAACAUCUGAUCUUUGAUUAUGCGAUUCUUUAGAAGAAUAGCGGGGCUUCUGGGGAUUGCCAGAGACGAUGGCCAGGAAGUGAAAGACCAAGAAAACGACCCUCGCAACAAUAAUAACAAUAACCAAACACCCGGCAACCGUCGCGUUUUCCAAGACAUUGGACUUCCUCGAAGGGGCUUUAGCGUUCCUGUCCAGGUCGCUGCGACUCGUCCCAAUCCUGGUCCUGUCCUCCUCCCCUGCAAUUCUUGUGACGGUGGUGUCCAGGGUCUAAAAUGGUAUGCAAAGCGUCUUAGGAUGGAUGAAGAUGGAGAUGUAGCAGAUGAGUUCCUUGAUGAAGUUUCGCCUGAAACAUCAGCGUCAACUGAUGCAGAAAAUGAGCAGAAGCCAUUCCCCAAGUUCCAAAUGAACUAUAGUGCAAGAGCUGCCAAUGUGAAGACCCAAGUCAUGUCGCAUGAUGGUAAAAUGCAGCAGUGUGUAGAGCACCAAGGAAGAUUACAGUGGAUAUGAUUGUUGGUAUAUUCUUUGUUUGGCCUUUACAUCAAAAGCGUGAUACUAAUUAUCUUCAUGUACGAAGAGUGGAUUCGAA
Molecule: messenger RNA, 750 nt
Organism: Hibiscus syriacus
Lineage: Eukaryota; Viridiplantae; Streptophyta; Magnoliopsida; Malvales; Malvaceae
Exons: 3
Coding region: 183-671 (162 amino acids)
Source: RefSeq, a predicted model, not a curated record